Molecule: messenger RNA, 552 nt
Organism: Pezoporus flaviventris
Lineage: Eukaryota; Metazoa; Chordata; Aves; Psittaciformes; Psittacidae
Product: olfactory receptor 5A2-like
Exons: 1
Biological process (GO): G protein-coupled receptor signaling pathway
Cellular component (GO): membrane
Molecular function (GO): olfactory receptor activity
Source: RefSeq, a predicted model, not a curated record
AUGGCUUACGACAGAUACACAGCUGUGUGCAAGCCCCUGCUCUACACCACUACCAUGACCAGGGCGCGUUGCUAUGGCAUGAUGGUGCUGGUGUACACCAUCGGGUUCCUCACCUCCCUGGUGCACAUCACGCUGGCAGGGAGGUUGUCCUUCUGUCAGGCCAGGAGCAUCAACCACUUCUUCUGUGAGCUGCCCAGCCUCCUGCAGCUCUCCUGCUCAGACACAAGCACAAAUGAGGUCUUGCAGGUUUACAACAGUGUGUUUAAUGCCAUGGUCUCUCUCCUGAUGAUCCUGGUGUCCUACACCUACAUCCUCCACACCGUCCUGCAGAUCCCUUUGGCCACUAGGAGGCUGAAGGUCUUCUCUACCUGCACCUCCCACUUGGCUGCCAUCACCAUCUUCUAUGCACCCGGGAUCCUCACCUAUGUCCAGCCUCAUGAGGCAUCCUCAUGGGAUCAGGCAAAGCUGGUGUCGCUGUUUUACUCCAUCCUCACCCCAACCCUCAACCCCCUCAUCUACAGCCUGAGGAACAAGGAGGUGAAGGGGGCUCUG